AUGCAGAUAUCACGGAAGGAUGCCGAUUAUAGUGAUGGGUACCAAGUUUCUGAAAUCGGAAGCCUCAUCAUAUGUUAUGAAUAGUUGGAGAAUAUAUUGUGAUCUUCCUCCUUCGUAUCUGUCAAGGGUUGGUUGAUAGAGAGACGGCAUUUACAGCUUGCAAGUCUGCAAAGCCCGGAAGUAUGUCUUGGGAAUAAAGAAAGGCUUUCUUAUCAACCCUUGAACUCCCAUGUCACUUGUUGAUUAAUUCAAACUUAGAAAAACAUACGGCUCACUCUAUUUACUGCUUUUUGUCAUGCUUACUGAGAUAUAUUCUUUUUUCAGCGAAUUGAGGUUCAAUUGGCUGAUCAAUCAUCCGCAAGAACAAGUGAGCAAUGAAGAGAGACCGGCAUUCAAGCUUACAAUACUUGACAGUAGGACCCAAAAGUCCUAUGAAAUUCCGGUUGUGAAUAAUGCUGUUCAAGCAAUCCAUUUUCAGAAGAUUUCUCCCCCCGAUUACCAACAAAAAUUACUCCAGCGAUAUGGCAGUGGCAUUCCAGUUCUUGAUCCGAGUUUCAAGAAUACCGCUGUUGUAGAAUCGAAGAUAACUCAUGUGUUCGUGAACCGAAUAAAAUCUACUUGCUAACGGUCUUUGCUAACAUUUCUCAGGGAUGGUACUCGUGGAAAGAUCCAAUAUCGACAGUAUCCAAUCGAACAACUGUAUCAGCAGAACGACUAUGAAGAAGUAAUACAUUUACUUAUUUGGGGCCGUCUGCCAUCUUUUGACGAAAAGCAUAUGCUUCAGAGAGCGUUCGAAGAGCAAGCUCGCCCUCAUAAAUCAGUAAUUGAUGCGAUUGGAACGUUCCCGUGAGUAGUCUAGCAACUCAACCUGCCACUCCUCUGAUACAUGUUCUAGACGAGAGACACCAUCCUUUCUCAUGAUAAUCGCGGGACUUUCAGCAUGGGCAGCUACACGCCCCUCGACAGUGCCGGUGUUUGCUGGAAAGAUACUUUAUCAUAACGACCCUGAAGCUCUAGACGAAGCGAUUAUUGGAACUAUUGCAGUCUUCACCACUGUUGUAGCAUUGGUAUAUUGCCACCAGAAUGAUCUGGAAUUCACACCACCAGACCCUCAGUUAUCAAUAGUAGAGAAUAUGCCCUUAAUGGUAGGCUUUGUUAACGAAUACACUGGCAGGCCUGUACCGGAGACAAUCAAAUCUCUCAAUCGUCUCUGGAUACUCUAUGCUGAUCACGAGAUUACCAACUCUACAGCCGCGUUUCUGCAUGUGA
Messenger RNA from Hymenoscyphus albidus, 1269 nucleotides. The record is from the annotation of a GenBank genome assembly. Lineage: Eukaryota; Fungi; Ascomycota; Leotiomycetes; Helotiales; Helotiaceae.